Molecule: messenger RNA, 938 nt
Organism: Anopheles coustani
Lineage: Eukaryota; Metazoa; Arthropoda; Insecta; Diptera; Culicidae
Gene: RpS8
Product: small ribosomal subunit protein eS8
Exons: 4
Coding region: 49-669 (206 amino acids)
Biological process (GO): translation; maturation of SSU-rRNA from tricistronic rRNA transcript (SSU-rRNA, 5.8S rRNA, LSU-rRNA)
Cellular component (GO): cytosolic small ribosomal subunit; ribosome
Molecular function (GO): structural constituent of ribosome
Source: RefSeq, a predicted model, not a curated record
CAUUCGCUCUUCCGGUACGGUUCUUUCUUUCCCGAUCAACACAUCAGAAUGGGUAUUAGCCGUGAUAGCUAUCACAAGAGGCGGGCAACCGGUGGUAAGAAGGCUGCCAUCCGUAAGAAGAGGAAGUAUGAGUUGGGACGCCCCGCCGCCAACACCAAGAUUGGUGCUACCCGUGUCCACUUCGUGAGGAGCCGCGGUGGAAACAGGAAGUUCCGUGCACUCCGUCUCGACUCCGGCAACUUCGCCUGGGCUUCGGAAGGUAUGGCCCGCAAGAGCCGUAUCAUCGACGUCGUGUACAACGCGUCGAACAACGAGCUCGUCCGUACCAAGACGCUGGUGAAGAACGCUAUCAUCGCCAUCGACGCUGCCCCGUUCCGCCAGUGGUACGAGAGCCACUACCUGCUGCCGCUGGGCAAGAAGCGUGAUCUGAAGGCCGGCGAAGAGGAUGUGAUCGCCAAGCAGCGCAGCAAGCGUACGAUGAGGAAGUACCUCAAGCGCCAGAAGACCGCCAAGAUCGAUGUCGCCCUGGAGGAACAGUUCAACGCUGGACGUCUGCUGGCUGCCAUUGCUUCCCGCCCCGGACAGUCUGGUCGUGCUGAUGGAUACAUUCUGGAAGGCAAGGAACUGGAGUUCUACCUGAAGAAGAUCAAGAACAAGAAGUCGAAGUAAACUUAGCGGCUGCUGUUUCUGAGCGGGUGUUGGGCAGGUGUGUGGUGGAAAAGUGGUUGGUAUUUGCCGUAAUCUUCCGCCAUGGCCGGGUACCACCGGCGUCGUUCAUGCGGGAGAUAAAUGUAGGGGCUCGAUCCAUUCCUCGUCGACACCUAUGCCGAGCAUUAUACCAACACCACGAGAAAGAGAUCGACAAAGAAGGCGAAGGAAAGGGUGAACCUUUAAGUGAGGAAAAAAUAAAACUUGAUUAAAAUCCAAGUUGAACAAAA